Papaver somniferum (opium poppy) is the source of this 3440-nucleotide messenger RNA. Its product is annotated as lysine-specific demethylase JMJ706. Gene Ontology annotation, cellular component: nucleus. Gene Ontology annotation, biological process: chromatin remodeling. The record is from RefSeq and is a predicted model, not a curated record. The transcript has 11 exons. NCBI's taxonomy places the organism in Eukaryota, Viridiplantae, Streptophyta, Magnoliopsida, Ranunculales, Papaveraceae. Gene Ontology annotation, molecular function: histone demethylase activity. The coding region runs from base 340 to 2904 and encodes 854 amino acids.
AUUUUCCGGUUUUCUAAGCAUUCCUUUCUAAAAAUUCCUUCACUGUUUCUCAUCUUCCUCUUCUUAAACUCCUUUCUUUUCCGCCGGUAAACCUCCUCUUUUUACUCUACCGGAAAACCACCAGAACCAAAUUACUCAACCGUUUGUUUCCCUGCCUGAAGAUUCUGUUGGUUUGGAAGCGGAAAAUUUCAGAUCUCUGUGAUUUUGUAGAAUGUGGAUUAGAUAAGUAUUAUUUUGGAUAUUUCACGGUGAAGAUCUUCUUUUAGGGUUUUCUUUGAGGUGUGUUUUGCUAAUUGAAGGGUUUAUAAAGGAGGUUUCUCAGAAAUUGCUCGGUAUGAGAUGGUGGAAGGAAGGGUUUGUUUGUCAAGUGAUGCUAACAAUGGGUUAAAAAUUUUGAAGCAGAAGAGGUUUCAGCGGAUGAGUUCAGGUGUUGCACCUGAACUUUUAAAUUUUACUAAUAUGAUGACCAGAAGUGGAGGAGAUGCUCUUAGAGGCACAUCAUGUGGGACUCGACUGAACGUUCACCCAGCCACUUUUCCUCGGCUAGGUUCGAGUGGAAGAGAUGCUUUUUCUAAGCAUAAGGUGGAUAAGUUUGAAAUAGCUGAUCAGGAUUGGACUGACAAAAUUCCAGAGUGCCCUAUAUUUUAUCCAACUAAGGAUGAAUUUGAAGAUCCCUUAGUAUAUCUGCAAAAGAUUGCUCCAGAGGCUGCAAAAUAUGGCAUAUGCAAGAUCAUUUCUCCAGUCAAUGCAUCUGUUCCAGCUGGGGUUGUACUGACGAAAGAGAAAGCUAAUUUCAAGUUCACGACUAGAGUGCAACCUCUUCGUCUCGCUGAGUGGAGUACCGAAGACAAAGUCACUUUCUUUAUGAGUGGAAGAAAUUAUACAUUUCGGGACUUUGAGAAGAUGGCAAACAAGGUGUUUGCUCGUAGAUAUUAUAGUGCUGGAUGUCUUCCUUCCACAUAUAUGGAGAAGGAGUUCUGGAAUGAAAUAGCUUGUGGCAAGACAGAAUCUGUUGAAUAUGCAUGUGAUAUUGAUGGUAGUGCUUUUUCGUCUUCUCCUAUUGAUCAGCUUGGGAAAAGUAAAUGGAACUUAAAGACACUUUCUCGGUCGCCUAAUUCCAUACUGCGUCUUCUCGAAAAUGGGAUUCCGGGGGUAACCGAUCCCAUGCUUUACAUCGGAAUGCUAUUCAGUUUGUUUGCAUGGCAUGUGGAAGAUCACUACUUGUACAGCAUAAAUUAUCAUCACUGUGGGGCAUCAAAAACUUGGUAUGGGAUUCCUGGUGACGCUGCUCCUGAUUUUGAAAAGGUUGUUCGUGAACAUGUCUACACUCAGGAUAUUCUAUCCACUGAUGGGGAAGAUGGUGCCUUUGAUGAACUUUUGGGUAAAACGACGAUAUUUCCUCCAAACAUUUUGCUAGAACACGAUGUUCCUGUGUAUAAAGCUGUACAAAAGCCCGGGGAGUUUGUUAUCACCUUUCCACGGGCAUAUCAUGCAGGGUUUAGUCAUGGUUUCAACUGUGGUGAGGCAGUGAACUUUGCAAUCGGUGAUUGGUUCCCACUGGGGGCUGUGGCUAGCCGACGUUAUGCACUUCUUAAUAGAGCUCCUCUUCUUCCUCACGAGGAACUUCUUUGCAAAGAAGCAAUGUUUCUUUCUAGGUCUUCAUCCGUAACAACUGAUGUCCAGGAUGGGGAGUAUUUGAAAUUGGAUUCUAACCGUUGCGUUAAGGUUUCAUUUGUGCAUCUAAUGAGAUUCCAACAUCGUGCUCGCUGGUCAUUAAUGAAGCAAAGAGCUUGUUCAAGUGUUUCUUUGACAUCUCGUGGUACGGUUCUCUGCGGUAUUUGCAAACGAGAUUGCUAUGUAGCAUCCGUUCAGUGCAACUGUUCUCCUCAACCGAUUUGCCUCCUUCAUGGGAGUGAAUCAGUUUGCCCAUGUGGCGGCAGUCGUGAUCUUUAUGUCAGGGAAGACCUUAUUGAAAUGGAAGCUCUGGCCCAGAAAUUUGAGAAGGAAGAUGGAAUUUUGGACGAGGUUCAACAGCAACUAAAAUCUGGAAGUGAUUUGUGUUUGCAGUCAAAGUUAUUUCCAGGCCCUGAUCAGUCCGGCUAUGUUCCGUACUGUGAUAUAAAAUUUGAGCAAAAUCUCCAAGCUAGAACAGCCACAAUGUGUCAUGUGCGAGAUUUGAACAGUGAAGAGUUUAUUAAAACUGAACCUUCUCUCGCAUCUGCAGCGUCAACACUAUGUUCGUUUCUAGAGCCCAAGGCUGUUCCUACCAAGGGUUCUGAGGAAGUACCACUCAGCGCAUGUAAACCUUUACAAUAUUCUCCAUUAUAUGACAAAUCUUUGAGUUAUACCAGAGACAGUUCUCAGGGAUCUCAUAUCUCAUCCAAUGUUGAUCAAUAUGAUGAUGAUUCUGAUACAGAGAUAUUCAGAGUAAAACGCAGAUCUUCCAUGAAAAUGGAGCAAAGGUCUGUAAAGGAUAUGGACUUGAAGUUUUCUGAGCAACAGAGGCUUAAAAGGCUCAGGAAGCUCAAUCCAGAAGGGAGCAAUGAGCAGAUACAAUCAUCUGACUGUAACACUACCAAGAAAACGGACCGGCAUUUUGUAACCAUUUCUAACUCGAAAGAAGCUUCUGUUUUGGCUUCGAAGAACAGGAUCAACUUAGGGAAUGCAAUUACACCAGGCACCAAAUUCAUAGCUUCUAACAAGGAUGACAAUUUGCGAGCAAGAGAAAUCAGCAGAAAACCGAACUUCCAUAUGAACAGAGGAAAGACUGUGAGAGAACCAUCAUUUGUUGAUAUUGAGCCAAAGCGCCUUAAAGUUAAAGGCCCGUCGUAUUACUUUAGCAACAGUGAGCAGGCUGGGCCGAACAGUAGUAGAUAUUGGGGAACUGACAGAAACGUGGAAUGAAUAAUGAGGAUCCUUCCCUCGAGGAUGUAUAUCCUCUGCCCGACUUCGCUAUUAACUUCAUUCUUAACUCAAUGUAGGGGCUCUAACAAUUUUUUUUAGGGGAAAGCUGAAUUUGACAGUGGGAGCACACAACAGCUAUUAACAAAAGCGGGGUUUUUGGAGAAAAUAACCGAUUCUUCUUGUGCUUUGCCUUAAUGGAGGCAACCAUCACUUAGGAUUCUUCUGUUCUCUGGCCGAUGGCGGUUUUUUUCGCUCAUUGGGCUAGGGCAACUUGUUUGCACAGAAUAUUUAGGAGUUGUUGGGUAGUUGUGAGAAAUGUGAAUGUGUAAAUUGGUUUGGUUGAUUGAUCAAUCUCAACAUCUUGUGAGACAGGGUUAGGCUAUUCCUUACACAGGUCUAUCAGAGUCUCAGUUUAGGCAAGUCUCCUGCUAUGUUUCCCCGAUCAAUUUCUUUAUUCUUUACAACGAUGGGUAACACAUCAUUUGUGUACCUCGGAACUGAUCUAAUAAAAAAAUCGCUGAGUUUAGUUUUAACAU